AUGGGCCUCGCACUUCGCGAUCCGACCGGCACAUCAGCCCUCCCGGGCCUGCUCUCAGAGCAUAGGUACAUCCCCGAUACCCGAGGGCCGUCCAACACGGCCCGCCACCGCAACCUGCUCCAGGACCAGCAGAUCAGCCGCGCCAAGUACGCCCGCUGGGCCGAGCGCCACAGCACCCACCAAGAUGCUGUAGCGAGUGCCACGGGCCUGACCCGCCCGCGCAAGCUGCACCCGCACCAGAUCGCCGUGCUCAACGCCUGCCAGCGCUCCAGCGCCGCCGGGAACGUGCGCAUGAGGAAGCGGACCACCCGCGCCGCGCGGUCGUGGCUCGAUAACGAGGACGAGGGGCGGGACCUGGCGCGCAGCCGGGUCCCGCUGCCAUCGGACGGGGACCGGGCUGGCCGCCGGCGGCCGCCUUCGCUCGAGAGGCAGGAGGCGUUCGUCGAUGCCGCGACCAAGAAGAUGAGGCUGCCGAGUCCGGACGCUCGUCGUGCGGCCGACGAGGACGCUGACAUCAAGGAGCUAUACCGCAUGGGGCUAUUAUACGAUGAUGAGCACCAGCGGGGGUCGGCCUUCAGCUUGGAUGCCAUUGUCCAUGACGAGCCUGUGUAUACCCUGAGCAUCCGGAAGGGGAGGAAGGGGCAGAAGAGGAAGGCUGUUGAGGGUAUCGAUGAGGCAUGGCAUACGAAGUUGCCGCUGGACUUGUCGUUCGCUGCGUUCGGUGACGACGAUGCGCUGGCUCAGUGGCUCAUCUCCUCGAGCUAUGAGAGUGCUGAGGACCAGGAUGCAUGGGAGGACUAUCAGUCUGCCACUACGAGUGACAAGCCAUUGACUAUUGUUUAUGAGCUCGACGAUCUUCCUGCUCCUGAGCUCCUGGCUGACGACGGCAACAGCGACGAGUGCUCGGAGGACUGGGCGAUGUUGCAGGAGGAGAACGAUGACGGCGCGAUGACACAGAUGGAGGGGGGGGUAGUGCAGGCAACCGACAACCCCGACGACUGGGUUAUGUUGAUGUGA
Thyridium curvatum is the source of this 1017-nucleotide messenger RNA. RefSeq lists its product as uncharacterized. Bases 1 to 1017 code for a protein of 338 amino acids. The record is from RefSeq and is a predicted model, not a curated record. NCBI's taxonomy places the organism in Eukaryota, Fungi, Ascomycota, Sordariomycetes, Thyridiales, Thyridiaceae. The transcript has a single exon.